This is a messenger RNA of Zea mays, 1552 nucleotides long. RefSeq lists its product as uncharacterized. Bases 183 to 1292 code for a protein of 369 amino acids. Gene Ontology annotation, molecular function: ADP-ribose diphosphatase activity; NADH pyrophosphatase activity; NAD binding. The record is from RefSeq and is a predicted model, not a curated record. The transcript is spliced from 9 exons. Lineage: Eukaryota; Viridiplantae; Streptophyta; Magnoliopsida; Poales; Poaceae.
CCGGCCCGCACGCCGCUGUUCUGUACUGUUCCUUUGCCAGCUUGCCUGCUGCCACCAGUGGCACCUGCAAGCGAACCUCCACGCGAGCUGCCCGGCCCCGGCUGCCCCUGCGCCCUGCGCCCCUGCCCCUGUCCCUGCCGGCCCCUUCCAAAAUAAAGCGGGAGGGAGAUGCGCUGAGCCGGAUGGCGGCCCACUCGCUCUCGCUCUACCUCCCCGUCGUCACGCGCUCGCUUGUGCCCCUAGCGUUUCGCCACCUCCUGCUCCCGCACCGCCUCCGGCUCCGGCUCCGGCUCCGCCUCGUCUCCGCCGUCUCCCCAUCCCGGGCGCGGCCCCUCGGCCUCGGCGCCCGCCCGCCCCGCCCCCACGCCGCACCCCUCGGCUACGGAGUUGGUGCAGGGAGAAGGCCGAGUGGUGGACUGGACCACAGAGCCAUGUCAAGUUCCACAAAUUCAACAGUGGCCACGGAGUUGUCGGUGUCUGAGAAUAGCAGGGAAAUUGAGCCGCUACCUUUUGUGAAUGACAAACAUGGAGGCGUCAUCAUUGAGAUGAAGACUCCAAUGGAUCCUGGAGUGUUUUCAGCUUACUUGAAAGCAGCGCUGGCAAAAUGGAGGGAGCAGGGAAUAAGAGGUGUCUGGAUCAAAUUACCCAUCACCCUUUCCAACCUUAUUCCAACAGUUGUAGAGGAAGGUUUCUGGUACCAUCAUGCAGAGGAAACUUACUUGAUGCUUGCGUACUGGCUUCCAAAUACAACACAUACACUACCAGUAAACGCAACCCACCGUGUUGGUGUUGGAGCUUUUAUAAUGAAUGACAAAAGAGAGGUCUUGGUUGUACAAGAAAAGAGUGGUGUACUUCGAGGCCUAGGUGUGUGGAAAUUUCCAACUGGCGUAGUUGAACCGGGGGAAGAUAUUAACGUUGGAGCCAUAAGAGAAGUAAAAGAAGAGACCGGGAUUGAUGCAGAAUUUGUUGAAGUGCUGGCCUUCAGGCAGAGCCACAAAGCUUUUUUUGAUAAAUCAGAUCUAUUUUUCGUGUGCCUGCUACGACCGCUGUCAUAUGACAUUACGAAGCAAGACUCGGAAAUAGAAGCAUGCCAGUGGAUGCCAGUAGAGGAAUUUGCAGCACAACCAUUUGUCCAGAAACAUGAGCUUGUGAAGUACAUCCUCGAAGUAGGCCUGGCUAAAGUUGACAAGAAAUAUGCAGGGUUUUCGCCAAUCUCCAUAAAAUCGGCGUUUACAGACAAAUUGUCCUUAUUUUACAUGAACCGGAGGGACCUGGACAAAGCCUCAGGAUAGAGUAAUAUGUAAUUAAACACAGGGAAUUCAAGAUAGUUGAAAUUUCAGUUCUGGUAUGUAAAAGCAGGCCAAGUCAUAUUCAUACUUGAUUAUUUUGUUAACAAAUUGGAAGUUUCGGGCAUCCGACACUUGUGAUUUUUCGACCAUAUGUCGUCUGCUACACAUCUGUGUUUCAAAGGAGUGUUGCAAUCCAAAAGUAGAGAUGAAACUGUUGCAAUCUAAUUGUAGGUCUACAGACAAUAAAAUACUGUUUUCCUUUA